ACCCUUAACCCGGGGUGCGGCUGGCUAUCCACCGGCCUCCCCUCCGCUGUCACGCAGCGCCAUCUUUGCCGCCACACUUGUCUUUGAAAGGAACCCGUCCGCCCGAGACUUUUUGCGCCGCGAGCUUGGUCACGUGCGUGCCGGCCCCGCCCUGGCCGCCUAUAAGAAUCCGCCGGCCCUGUGUCUCCCAAAUCAGACCGCGCUUUCUUCCUUGCCCAUCGCCGGUUCCCUGAGCUCCCACCCGCCGACGUUCGUCAGCGCCGGCCAGGUUGGAUCCAUGGCGGAGAAGAAGGUUGUGCUGAAGCUGGACGUGCACGACGACAGGCAGAAGCAGAAGGCGAUGCAGGUCGUCUCCACCCUCCAAGGCAUCGACCAUAUCGCCGUGGACAUGAAGGACCAGAAGAUGACGGUCAUCGGCACCGUCGACCCCGUCGUCCUCGUCGAAAGGCUGCGCAGCAAGUUCCCCAUGGCACAGAUGAUCUCCGUCGGCCCGGCCAAGGAGGAGAAGAAGGACGGCGCCAAGAAGGAAGGCGAGAAGAAGGAGGGCGAGAAGAAGGCGCAGGUGGUGUACCCGCCUCCGUUCUGGUACCCGCCGCCGCCGUACCACCACGCCUGCAGCGCCGACGAGGACCCCAACUCGUGCAUCAUCUCCUAGUCGGCGCGCGCCACCGAUUUCCUCCUCUGUUGCAGAUGUAGAAUGGAAUCACAGUGUGAAGAAAAAUUAAAUAGAACUGCCCACUUGGAAUUUUCAGUGAAUUCGGUGACAAGUAAGUGCUGAAAUAAAUAAACCGGAGGUGCGGCAGCUUGAGCGAGUCA
This is a messenger RNA of Aegilops tauschii subsp. strangulata, 816 nucleotides long. Its product is annotated as heavy metal-associated isoprenylated plant protein 39. Gene Ontology annotation, molecular function: metal ion binding. NCBI's taxonomy places the organism in Eukaryota, Viridiplantae, Streptophyta, Magnoliopsida, Poales, Poaceae. The record is from RefSeq and is a predicted model, not a curated record.